UUACCGACGAUAAUAUUACUCAUAAAUUGAUGGUGCUUGGGUUAGCCAAACCACGUUCUUAAUUUCUUAUGAAAAAGUAUUUAUUCUUGUUUCAAUUUACUGUAAAAAAAAUUAUUAUAUAAUUAUACCGUCAAUUGAGCUCAAAUCCGUGCCCAAAAUCAACCGAAACAAAAUCGGAUAUCGCAGAAAAGUCGGAAGUGAUUUGUGUCCUAUAUUUACUCAAAACGGGAGGGGGAAAUAAAAGUAGCUUCUAUAUCUCUCAAUCUUACAUAGAAACACAAACAUACAUGAAGCAAAACGGCAAAUGCAGAGGUGGAAGAAGAAGGAAGAAAAUGAAGCUCAAGAAGAAAAACAAGGUAUCUUUUGGAAGUGAUAUAGCGGGCGUAAAUGAAAAUGAAACGCAGAGUGAAAUUGAGAUGGUCUCCACCGUUUCUGGGGACGAGCGUGCUUCCAUUUAUAGCAUGUCUAAUGGGAUUCUUCCUGCUCUUGGUGCCGAAUCUACCGGAAAAUUAAAGCUUAAUAAUCUUAUUAUUUCACCCUUUAAUCCCGUUUACAGGACUUGGGACAGAUUUCUUAUACUUCUGGUAUUUUACACAGCAUGGGUGUCCCCGUUUGAAUUUGGAGGAUUUCUAGAAAACCCAAACUAUAUCCUGUCUAUAAUGGAUAAUGUUGUGAAUGCAAUUUUUUUCUUUGAUGUCAUCUUAACCUUCUUUGUCGCUUACAUUGAUAAAGCUAAUUAUGUUCUGGUAGACGACCCAAGGAUGAUUGCAUGGAAGUAUAUAAAAUCCUGGUUUCUUUUUGAUCUUAUAUCAACAAUCCCUUCUGAGUUUGCUCGAAGUGCUUUGCCUGAUCCCUUUGCACAAUAUGGGUACUUUAAUAUUCUUCGUUUAUGGCGUUUGCGACGAGUCAGUGCGAUGUUUUCCAGAUUGGAGAAAGAUAGAAGCUUGAGUUACUUCUGGAUUAGAUGUUUAAAGAUGAUAUGUGUAACCCUUUUUGCUAUUCAUGCGGCUGCUUGCAUCAUGUAUCUUAUUGCCAUUCAUCAUAAACCUGUAUCAAGCACAUGGUUGGGGCUUCUCUAUGGUGAUAAGAUAAAUAAAGAGAGUACGAUGCAGUACUAUGUGACGGCAAUGUAUUGGUCUAUUACUACCCUUUCGACAACAGGCUACGGUGAUCUGCAUGCUACCAAUACAUGGGAGAUGGUGUUUACGACCAUCUACAUGGUAUUCAACUUAGGUUUGUCAUCAUAUAUUAUUGGAAACAUGACGAACUUGGUAGUUCAUGGGACCAGCCGAACCAGGAAAUUUAGAGAUACCAUCCACGCUGCAUCGAGCUUUGCACAGAGGAACAAAAUACCUCUUCGCCUGCAAGAUCAAAUGAUUGCACACCUAUGUCUGAAGCAUAGAACCGACUCAGAAGGACUUCAGCAGCAAGAAAUUCUUGAAGUGCUUCCAAAAGCCAUUCGAUCAAGUAUUUCACACUUCCUGUUCUAUAAACUUGUUGAUAAUAAAGUCUACAUUUUCAAUGGAGUAUCAAACGAUUUGCUCUUUCAGCUGGUAGCAGAAAUGAAAGCUGAGUAUUUUCCACCCAGGGAAGAUGUGAUACUGCAAAAUGAAGCACCAACGGACAUGUACAUUCUGGUGACUGGAUCAGUGGAUCUUAUCACACAUAGAAAUGGUGUCGAAACGAUUGUUAGAGAACUGAAGUCUGGUGAUGUCUUUGGCGAGACAGGCGUUCUUUGUUAUCGGCCACAACUGUUUACUGCUCGUACGACACGUCUGAGUCAGCUAUUAAGAUUGAGCCGUACUGUAUUCUUAAAUCUUAUCCAGGCUAAUGUUGGAGACGGGACAAUAAUAAUGAACAACUGUCUUCAGCAUUUAAGCGAGCGAAAUGAUCCAGUGAUGACCUCUAUUUUAGUAGAAGUACAGCAUAUGCUGACUGAAGGAAAAUCUGACUUGCCUCUUAGUUUGUUUUUUGCUGCAAUGAGAGGAGAUAAUGUGUUAAUGCAUAAGCUACUAAAGCAGGGGAAGGACCCAAAUGAAUUGGACAGCACAGGGCGGACACCUCUACAUAUUGCAGCAUCCAAAGGAUCCUUGGAAUGUGUGGUAGUACUCCUAGAUUAUGGAGCAAAUCCUAACAGCAAAGAUUCUGAAGGAGCCGUUCCUCUUUGGGAAUCAAUAUUGGGUGGGCAUGAAGCCGUGACAAAAGUGCUUGUUGAUAAUGGGGCAACCAUAUCUUCGGGCGAUGUUGGCCAGUUUGCAAGCUACGCUGUUAAACAAAAUAACUUGGACUUGAUCAAGCAAAUAAUCCAGUACGGUGGAAAUGUUACAUUGUUGAGCAGCACAGGGACUACAGCGCUUCACACAGCCAUUUCUGACGAAAACACGGAAGCUGUUAAGUUCCUGCUGGAGCAAGGAGCAGAUAUCGACAAGGCAGAUCAGCAUGGAUGGACUGCAAGGGCCCUGGCUGAAUACCAGGGGCAUGAAGAGAUUAAAGGUCUUUUUCAAACUGAAGGUCAGGGCAGGAACAAAUCGGUUAAUGCACAUUCUGGAAUGGAGGAUGUGCCUAAUGUAACGAUGUAUCAAGGUUUGCCUACACUUCCUCCUAUUGAGGAUGGUGCCUCACCAAUAACAGGUGAUCGUGGGAGGCGAAGGAACAACGAUUUUGAUAAUUCCCUGUUUGGAAUCAUCUCAGCUGCACAAAAUCUCGGCAAAGUUGGGAAACAGCAUAUGCUAUCUUCAUUAGAAUUUGAAAGGCUGCAAGCUUUAAGCAAUGAAAACGCGAGGGUCACAAUUCACUGCCCUGAAAAAUACCAAACUGCUGCAGUGCUAGUUUUUCUUCCAGAGUCACUUGAAGAGCUACUCGAAAUUGGUUCCCAGAAAUUUGGCUUCUCUCCUACGAAAGUUCUAACGAAAGAUGGAGCUCUCAUCGAUAACAUUAAGCUAAUUAGAGACGGGGAUCAUCUGAUGCUUUCUGGUGAUUAAUCUGAAAAAUGUAUAAUACUAAUCGUGCUGGACUCCAAUGUCUACUGAUGGACCGAUUCUCCUGUAAAUGCAACAAGAUUCAGUAACAAGGUUAGUCAUGCAUUUCUCGGUGACAGGUACUUUUGCGAAAAAAAUGAUCACCUGUUCCCAGUUAGAGUUGGUCCUGCUGGUAUAUAAUGCCAAGAUAUCAAGUUUGUAUCUGCUUCAAAAGUCUUGUGCUGUGUAAAGUUUUGAUAGGAAGGUAGUAUACAUGUAAAAUCUGGCAGCGUGUGUAUAAUGUGUAUUCACCAUACGUAGGUAAUUAUGAAUAUCUAAAUUAGCAAUACUGAAAUUUUUUCGGUGGUUUUGCUUUGGAAUUGAACUGGCGAAAAAAUAUUAAAAAAAGAGGAUUUAUUGGGACUUGA
Daucus carota subsp. sativus is the source of this 3385-nucleotide messenger RNA. RefSeq names its product potassium channel AKT1. Gene Ontology annotation, molecular function: protein binding; voltage-gated potassium channel activity. Gene Ontology annotation, cellular component: membrane. Gene Ontology annotation, biological process: transmembrane transport; potassium ion transport. The coding region runs from base 288 to 2981 and encodes 897 amino acids. Lineage: Eukaryota; Viridiplantae; Streptophyta; Magnoliopsida; Apiales; Apiaceae. The record is from RefSeq and is a predicted model, not a curated record. The transcript is spliced from 12 exons.